AUAAAAACAAAAGAGAAAUAGCGGAGAUGUCAAUAUUGAAUCGAAAAAAGGAACCACAAGAGAACGGGGCCGUUAAUUUAGGGGCAAAAUAGAAGAGGAGGGCAGGGCAGUAGCAUUUGCAGAUGGUAGGGCAGGUCCUGGUGGGAUGCAUACCCAUCAGUGGCGCCUUGAGUUUCAGUAAUUCGAUACGACCAUGUCCCAGAGGAAGAGGAGGAGGAGGCAGAGCUCGGCGGAUUACGGUAUCAUCAUCAGUAAACGGCGGCCACCAGAAUCACUACGGUGUUCUGGGCCUUACACGCUAUGCCACCUCCGCCGAUAUCAAGAGGGCUUAUCGCCUUCUCGCUCGCAAGUAUCAUCCUGAUGUUAGCAAGGAUUCUCAAGCUGGACAAGUAUUCAAGAGCAUCCGUCAAGCAUAUGAGAUACUAUCUAAUGAAGCAACCAGGAUUGAGUAUGACCAAGAACUUAAAUUUCAGAAAGAGACUGGUAGACAAUAUAGAGGAAAACGGAACGACAGUCCUGAAUUCGAAGAUGGUGUAAGGAUCUAUAAGUGGGCUGAGGUGAGGCAGAAGAUUAAACGUGAGAGACAAUGGGAACAUUAUAAUGUAAAUGGAGAGACAUCAUAUGGUAAACCAGAUGAAGCAUCUGAAGGAGAACCAUCCCAGGAGAGAGGUUCCUUCAGCGAAGUGCUUAGAUCUGCCUUUGUAUCUCUGUUUUUAUUGCAGACGUUUGGAUCCCGUUUGUCUCUCACUUUUAGUAGUUUGAUGGCCUUGUUUGAUAGGAAGUUGGAUGCUGGAUAUAAGAUUGGUUAUGUCAUUGCAUGGAUCUUGGGUGGGAGGGGUGGUAUCUUGCUCACUCUGUGUUUAUCUUUUGCAAGUUGGGUUUGUGGAAAAACCAGCAGCAGUAUGGUUGCUCUGGUGGUGGUAGCCAUGUGGGUUGGCUCCAAUCUUGCAAGAUUUGCACCACUUCCGCAAGGUGCUCUUCUUACACUCCUCUACAUGUCUAUCAAGCUACAAGGUGAUUUGAAUUAAAACCAUAUCUGCUGCUUCAUCUUCAAUGUAAUUAUUAUAUAGAUAUUCUUACUUCUCCCAAUCAUUCAUUUUUUUUUUCUUUUCAAAAGGGAACAAAAAAAAAGAAAAAAUUGCUGUACAUAAGUUUGUAUGAAUUAACCUGGUUAUUUGUUUAUGACGAAAAUGGUAAUUCAUGCUCUUUGA
Rosa rugosa (rugosa rose) is the source of this 1211-nucleotide messenger RNA. RefSeq lists its product as uncharacterized. Bases 123 to 1028 code for a protein of 301 amino acids. Gene Ontology annotation, cellular component: cytoplasm. The transcript is spliced from 3 exons. The record is from RefSeq and is a predicted model, not a curated record. Gene Ontology annotation, biological process: protein refolding. NCBI's taxonomy places the organism in Eukaryota, Viridiplantae, Streptophyta, Magnoliopsida, Rosales, Rosaceae.